Molecule: messenger RNA, 862 nt
Organism: Lynx canadensis (Canada lynx)
Lineage: Eukaryota; Metazoa; Chordata; Mammalia; Carnivora; Felidae
Product: ferritin light chain-like
Exons: 2
Coding region: 1-510 (169 amino acids)
Biological process (GO): intracellular iron ion homeostasis; iron ion transport
Cellular component (GO): cytoplasm
Molecular function (GO): ferrous iron binding; ferric iron binding
Source: RefSeq, a predicted model, not a curated record
AUGAGCACCCAGAUCCAGCAGAAUUAUUCCGCCCAGAUGGAGGCUGCACUCCAGCGCCUGGUGAACCUGCAUCUGCAGGCCUCCUACACCUACCUCUCUCUUCGCUUCUAUUUUGAAGGAGGCAACGAUGUAGCUCCGAAGGGCAUGGGCCGCUUCUUCCAAGAGUUAGCUGAGGAGAAGCGUGAGGGCGCCCACCGUCUCUUUAAGAUGCGAAACCAGUGGAGCGGCUGCCCCUUCCUUCAGGACUGGCAAGAGCUGUCCCAAGAUGGGUGGCGUGGCAGCGUGGACGCCAUGGAAGCCGCCAUGGCCUUGGAGAAGAACCUGAACCAGGCCCUUUUGGAUCUGCAUGCCCUGGGUGCCGCCAACGGAGAUCCCGGUCUCUGUGACCUCCUCAAAAGCCACUUCCUAGAGGAGGAGAUGAAAGUCAUCAAGAAGAUGGGCGACCACCUCACCAACCUCCGCAGGCUGGCUGGCCCUCAGGCCGGGCUGGGUUGCUACCGAGAAUACUGAUGAUGACAUCAUACACUGACCAUCUCUAUGAAGCCUCUCAAGAGAAAUUUCUUUCUGGUCUCAGUAUUGCGAAUAACAGUUCUUUGCCUGGGUAAUUGAUUUGUUUUUGUUUUGUGGACACUGCAAAUGAUUAAGUUUCUUUUUCUGACUGCCUGUGAGAAAGCUUAGAGCCAAAUUUGUGGUCCACCCGGUGUCAAUGAGUAGGAUUGUAUAAGCAUUUCUACAGAAGCUUCAUUUCUGCCUCUUCUGUCACUAAUUUCUUGGUAUAUUUUAUGGUUUCUUUUAAGCCACCUUAAACCAUUUCUAGAACAAGGUUGUGUGUAAAUAGAUAAAUAAACUUUAAAAAUGCUGA